AGUUGGUGUGGAAUGGUCCAUCUCUCAUAAAGACUUAGAGGCACAGAUCUCCAACUACGGGGGCACGAGGCACAGCAGCAUGAGGUACUACAGAGCUGCCAAAAGGGUCACCUGCAGGAACUGUGACAGACCAGGACAUCUGUCCAAGAACUGCCCCACUCCAAAGAAAGUUCCCCCGUGCUGUCUGUGUGCAGGAAGGGACCAUCUCCAGCACAGCUGCCCUGCUCGUUUCUGCCUGAACUGCUGUUUGCCCGGGCAUUAUUUCAGGGAUUGCCUGGAAAAAGCCUACUGGAACAAACACUGCAACCGCUGCGACAUGAAGGGCCACUAUGCUGAUGCUUGCCCAGAAAUAUGGAGGCAGUAUCACCUAACAACAGAACCAGGGCCCAUCAAGGCAGCUGGUUCCCAGUCGGAGCGCUCCGUGUCCGUGUACUGCUACAACUGUUCCCGCAAAGGACACUUUGGAUAUGAGUGCUCAGAGAGGCGGAUGCAGGGGAGCAUGUUCCCCAGCUCUCCCUUCAUCUACUACUACGAYGAUGAAUGCGACAUCAAGAGGAGAGCGAACAGGUUAAAAAGAAAGGUGGCAGACCUGCAGGAAGCUGGCCUUCUUCCAGAACAGCCCGAAACCCCAUUGCAGGAAGAACAGCUUGAGGUGCACAGCCACAAGAAAAAAAUCAAACUUUGUAAAGAACAACGUGGGAAGCACAGCAGGAAGAGUGAGCACCAAAAGGAGAUGAGGGUGUCCCGUGCAAAGAAAGSCCAAGGGAAGCACAGGAAGGGUGUUGAAAUCCACGGGGAAUCGAAGGGAGACUUCCCUCGGGGGCACAAGCAGAAGGUGUGCAAGGGCAGCAGGGUCCAUCACAAAUCCCUUUUCCAGGCAUUCUCAGGCAGCAAGGCCACGUGUGUGCAGGAGCCUCUGGAAGGUGCCAAAAGGAAGAAGAAAUGCAAAAAGCAGAAAGAUGCUAGUGGUGACAGCAGGGACAAUCUAUUCCUGAUAAAACAGCGGAAGAAKAAGUCCAAACAGAAAUCCUGCUGAUGGGGAGGGAGGCAGGCUGCACUGGCAUUUGCUGGCUGUGGCCCUGCCUUCUCUUCAUUCGAGUCCAUCCCUGAGCCGGCAUGCCGGGCACCCUCACCCACGGCUGGAGGGGACCACUCUGUCUCUGUGAGCUGUAGCCAUGGCAAGCAGGACCCAGUGCUCCUGCCUGGGGCGAUCAGGGAACAGGUUGUACGUUAAUUUUCUUUGGGGAUAUUCUUGGGGAUAUGGGGGCACRCUGGGUUUGGCAGGGUUUGUUUCUUCACCAGUGAGAUGUGGCUCUGCUGUCGGGGCCCACAGCAGGGAGAUUUGGGUCAGCAGGGGUUGGGGUGGAAAGCAGGAAUGCAGGGAUGAAUCGCAUCCCCCCAGCCCCAGGCCCUCCCCAGAGUGCAGGAGGGUUUUUGGCAUUUCCCUCGCCGUGGCAGGGGCAGCCACAUCUCUGCUUUGGGGUGCAGCAGUCACCCAUCUCACUGUCCAGCACGGUGCCAUCAUCCACUGUGCCCCGUGCUCAGCUCUCAGGGCUCCACCCUGUCCUUGGCAGCUGCUCAGCAGAGCAGCAGUGAGCAGCUGGGCAUGGAACAGGGUUUACAUCUCACACUAAAUCUGUCCUUUUCUCUUUCGAUGUGGAAGCUGUUUCUGGAGAAAAAAAAAAAGAGCAGAGCAUGAAGAACAUACUUGGUUCCAGUCACACUGUGCUAAAAUUUAAUUUUUUUAAAGGCAGUUAUUUUUGUACACUGAAAUUCAGCACGUUGUUUUAAGGUUUGUAAGAAUGAAAUGCUUUAUCAAAAGACUAAUGCAAAUAAAACUUUACAUGAGAAA
This is a messenger RNA of Malurus melanocephalus (red-backed fairy wren), 1852 nucleotides long. It is a transcript of the gene ZCCHC7, whose product is annotated as zinc finger CCHC-type containing 7. Lineage: Eukaryota; Metazoa; Chordata; Aves; Passeriformes; Maluridae. Gene Ontology annotation, molecular function: nucleic acid binding; zinc ion binding. The transcript has 7 exons. Bases 80 to 1036 code for a protein of 318 amino acids. The record is from RefSeq and is a predicted model, not a curated record.